GUUUCACCCGAGUUUCGCUAUGGAAAGGAGCUCUUCGCCUAUGGCGCGCGGGCUGCUUUCAUGUGCCUGGCGUUGCCUGGCAAGCAGCACUUCGGCAAGCCUCCUGCAGACGGCACUGGAUUUCUGUCCCCUGAAGACGAUGGCUACGACAGCGUCAUUGGGCGCGAAGGCCAAAGGGGCAUUGACGAGUGGGUGUUUUUCCGCCAAGACCAGCUGCUGCUGUGCUUCCUGGUUGACGAGCUCGGCCUGGUUGUGGCCAAGGAGGCCGCCUUUGCGGCGAUCAAGGUUUUGCAUCAGCCGUGGCCAGAGCCUCUGGGGGAGAUUUCGCAGCUGCCGGCACCGGUGCAGGAGAUGCAGACUGGCCGGUGGCAGCGCCGUCAUGCACCGGAUGCCGGGGCACCCACCGAUGAGGCCGUGGAGAGCUACAGCACCGGCCGCUGGAGAGAUGGGCGGCGUCAAGCACAGCUGGCUUGUGGCUAA
This is a messenger RNA of Symbiodinium sp. CCMP2456, 480 nucleotides long. The record is from the annotation of a GenBank genome assembly. Lineage: Eukaryota; Dinophyceae; Suessiales; Symbiodiniaceae.